AUGAUGAUGAUGAUGAUGAUGAUGAUGAUGAUGAUGAUGAUGAUGAUGAUGAUGAUGAUGAUGAUGAUGAUGAUGAUGAUGAUGAUGAUGAUGAUGACCAUGAUAAUAAUAAUGAUGUUGAUGUCGACGUUGAGGACGAUGAAGUUAAUUACGGUAAUGGUGCGUUCGUGAAUGGAAAAGUGAAGGAACGAGGAUUGGAAGAGGAAGAGGAAGAGGAAGAGGAGAACGAGGAGGUUGAGAAGAAGAAAGAUAUGAAAGAGUCUGAGAAGAAUCUCGACGACAAAGAGAAAACUUUGGAUACAGCGAAUCAUAACAAAAUCAACAACGAGCCACCUUAUAAAACUUUUGAUGACAUAAUAAAGAGACUGACUCUUGGAGAUUCGGUUACAUCGAAACCUACAAUUCGCCGUGAUUAUCGAAAUACCGUUAUUGAAAAAUAUUUAAAACGCGACGCUUACGGAAACAUAUUUGAUUCGAUAAAUACCACAAAGGGUGAAAAGGAAACUCUUCGUCAAGGCAAAUCAGUUGGUUAUUCCUCCUCGAAUAAAUGGCGUUUAUACGAUACGAGAGUCGAUGCGAACGGUAUGAGAAAUACUAAAAAGAUUUCUAAUGCGAUUGGUGAUCGAAAGAGCUGGAAAGCUCGGAAGGAAAGUGAAAGGAAACAAAUUUAUUUAAAUUGGAAUGAAAAUUUGAGGAGCAGAAUAAAGAGCGUUGAACAGACCUACAAUGAGGAGUACGAAGAAAACGAAAAGGACGAGGAUGUUGCUAAGAUCGGACGACAACGCGUUCCCGAGAUGCAGGCCGAUUAUGACAAUACGGAUUACGCGGACGAGGAAUAUGGAACUAAGACCGAUCAUGGGAAAUUGGUUGGACCAAAUGAAAAACUUACAUUGUUAGUGAGUACAAUGCCAACAGUGACGACGACGACGACGACGACGCCAGUGCCCCCAUCGCCCCCAUCGCCCCCAUCGCCACUAUCGACUACAAGGAUGACAAUACCAACGACGGUGCAGACGAUAACAUUACCAAAGCCCGUCAUCAGCGUCCGACCUCCACCCGUAAUUAACGAGCAUAAAGAUUUGCGUUCUCAGGAGUCCUGGAGUGAUUCUCGAUCGAACGGUUUACACGAAAAAUCAGCGCAUAAUAUCCACACAUGGCAAUCAACGAAUAGCCGCGAUGGUAUUAAGGAUUUCAAAGGAUACGCUCAACAACAUAAUAUUGAAAAUGGCAAGGCGGCCGAAAUAAAAGAAGCUCUUCAACACGCGAGAAAAGUAUCUCGAGAGGGUAGUUGCCAAUGGCCAAGAGCUCGAGUUAUACCGGUCCGUGAGGUAUACCCGAGUCCCUCGACAACUUACAUUCCACACUGUGCUAUACUCCACAGAUGUUCGGACGAUACCGGAUGCUGCAGUUCGGAAGCACUCACCUGCGUCCCCAAGCUCUCCCAUCGCGUCGAACUAUACUUCUACACUACGAGCAUCGGAGGUGCAAGCGUAGUCAAGAAAUUAUCCUUCUACAAUCAUACCGAGUGCGAAUGCAGAGAGCGGCUGGAGUACGGGGGUAUUGGAGGGCUUAUUGAAACAACCAUUGAUAAAACGAGCGGAUCGAACGAGCAGAGAUUUACCAGGCAUCACGCACCACCACCAACCCCAUCAUCACCGGUAUCGUCUCCUCCGCAAAACAUCAGACGAGCGCCACCGCUUAAAAAACCGUGCAGAUGUCCCUCGGAAUUCACGCCGCGAAUAACGCCCGAGGGUGAAUGCCAUUGCAACUGCUUCGAAAAUCAUCUCGAUUGCAUACGUACGAGACGCGGCAAAGGAUACUUUUCUCUUAGAGAUAGAUUAUGUAUACAAAACGAAGAGUGUGCAACGCCGAUGUGCGAGUUCGGGGAAUACAUGAGAAGACAGGGCAAGUGUCCGAGGAAAAAGGAUAGAUUCGACGCGAUCGCCAAUCAUCCGACUAAUCAUAUAAAUCUCCACCAUAGAUUGAGAAAUUAGGUUUUAGAUUGCUCGUGCGAAACAAGGCCCCGCAACACCUGCGCCACCGCGACGACCACCGCGACCAAUGACCAAUGACAGCGAGAAAACGGGUAUAAACGGGAGCUGGGUCGCGGAGCGACACACGACGCCUGUUGUUAGAACUUUGAUGGUUGGAACGUUGAAACGCAGUUUGUAAAUUGUAAAUUGUACAACACACAGGUGUCGCUUUGCGUCGCUUGCCGCCGAAGCUCUGGAAAGUUUUCAAUAUAUAUGAUGCAUGUACGCACUAUGCACUAGACCUGCUAGCUGCUAGUACGCAGAGGCAGCCGCGAUAGCGCUGUCUAUCGACAUCGACACUUGUUUUUCAGUUGGCUUCAGCUCGAUCGCGGAGAUCGCGGAUAACGGGAGGAAUUUUUUUAGACGGCGUCUAUCAUUGAUAACGACGUGAAUUAAUUCAACCGUUGUGGUGUAAUGCGAGAUAUACUUUUAUAUUCAGAAAGCACGUCUCAUCGCGGGGACGACUACCAGGCAGCAAGCGGGGGCUCAACCCUAUAUUGUUAUUAUUAUUAGUAUUAUUUUUAUCAACAUUCUUGUCGCGUUUUGUGGUGGUCUCCUAACUCAAUUGAUAUAUAGAAUACAGACGAGACUGGGCGAGAGCGAGCCGCUCCAAUUGUGUGCCUUAUAUACUCUCAUCAUAUAAUUUUAGUAAUAUUCAUCAAAAAAGUAAUAUUCCUUCGCUCGAUCCCAUCAGUUACCAAACAAAAUCGUAUUCCGAACUCAAGUCUAGCUUCAAGUAUUUGAACAGAGGAAUAUGCGUGAGAAAUAAUGAUUAUACGCGCGCGAAAUGGCAUACCUAUAUAUUCGCUGCUGAGCUAGGCGUUUCAAAUUUCUCAAACCUCUCAAAAGUGCAGCAUGCCGGUGUGACACCAAGGUCUUGACAAAACUACGAACGCGAGCAUCCAUCCGUCUUUACACGCGAACGCUCAAAUAUCUUCAUACAAACAGCGGCGGCGAUUAUAUAUGCGCCGCUGCUACUGAUAAUAUUGCAUACAUUUUAUUUUAUUAAUAUAUUUAUUCGAUAGAACUUGAGGUUGCUGUAUUUAUAGUAUAUACAUGAUACUCGCAAACA
Molecule: messenger RNA, 3105 nt
Organism: Venturia canescens
Lineage: Eukaryota; Metazoa; Arthropoda; Insecta; Hymenoptera; Ichneumonidae
Exons: 6
Coding region: 252-1994 (580 amino acids)
Biological process (GO): hemocyte migration
Cellular component (GO): membrane
Molecular function (GO): growth factor activity
Source: RefSeq, a predicted model, not a curated record